Molecule: messenger RNA, 6799 nt
Organism: Limulus polyphemus (Atlantic horseshoe crab)
Lineage: Eukaryota; Metazoa; Arthropoda; Merostomata; Xiphosura; Limulidae
Product: TP53-binding protein 1-like
Exons: 31
Coding region: 135-5414 (1759 amino acids)
Biological process (GO): DNA damage checkpoint signaling; positive regulation of transcription by RNA polymerase II
Cellular component (GO): nucleus
Molecular function (GO): histone binding
Source: RefSeq, a predicted model, not a curated record
UGUUAGUUGUGUAUCUGUAUUCGCUGUCAAGUGUGACUUACCGAUUUUGAAAUGUUGGUUGAAUCAAUGAAUGAUACUACUGAUAGAUUGAUACGUGAGGGUAUAUAUACCACUAGGAAUAAAAAAAAGCUAAUAUGUUUGGAGAUCAGAAAAUGAGAGAGGACAAACUCCUAAUAAAAGCUUCGGGUCAUGGAGAACUCUCAGCCAAAGGGAGUUCGGCUGACACUGGUAAUGGUACUACAGAGAGCCAAACCAAUGAAAACAUCCAUAAUAAUAAUAAUACAGCUAAUAAUGAAAACCAAGGGUCAGCAGGAAAUGCUUCAGGAAGUGGGGGAAAUGGAAAUAAUGGAGGGGAUCAUAGAGAUGGUAAAAAAAAAGAUGAUGGGGAAGAAGAAGACAAUGGUGGAAGUCAUGAACAGGACCCACCAGGGAGUAGUAGCAGUAGCAGCAGUAACAGUCUUGGAGUUUCUACUAUGCCAGUGGAGGGUAAAGAAACAUCAACCAGCAAUGCUGAUGAUUCAAAAACUGAAACUUGCAUAAUAGAAGAAUCCCAUCAACGAGUAGAAGAGGUUCCACCUUUGGAAGAGAAAUUUAUCCAACAAAAAGAUACUCAUGUAGAAGAAUCAUUGGAAGAAAUCAGCCUUGCCACUAGUAAAAAUCAGGAGGCAUGUUCAGAAAAAAUAGAAAAUGUACAGUCAGGAGUUAUCCUAAAAUCAGAUCUUUCUUCCCAAAAAAAUAUUUUUGGUGUCGAAGAAACAGAAGAAUAUGGUUGGGAUUCACCUCAGGACCCUGUUUGUAUUCUUCAGCUCUCCAAAGAUGCCUCACUCACCACAGAAAGUGUUGAUGAUGAAGGAAUGUACAUCAUUCCACCAUCACCAGAAGCCUAUGGUCCUACCCCAAUAAUGUUUCCCGGCACUCCUUCACUAGAAGAAGAUGUGGCAGAAACAGAAGCAGACUACCCUGAUACAAAAGACAUAAAGCAAACAGAGGAACCUCUGAUCUCUCUCUCUUUGGCAAAAGUAAGAAAAUGUGAGAACAAGGAUGUGCAACAGCAAUAUUCAGAAGCUAUCAGCCACUCAUCCGGCAUCUCGACAAAAAGAACAUCUGAAAGAAAAGAUGUGGUUUCUAGUGAAAAUAAGCAGAUUGGUUCAGAAGAGAGGUUAGAUUCUCUCUCUGUCUGUCGUAAGAUAAGUUUCAGCCAGGAUGACUCUUCUCAAGAAAGUACACCAGAAAAGGUUAGGGAUCUCUUGGCAACUCGAAAGUCUCGAAUACAGAGUUUCUAUAAAGAUCCAGAGACCUUACAUCAAGAGGUGAAAGAAGUGUUACAAGAAGGAGCAACAACAACAACACUUGUACCACAUUCACAUGUGUCAACACCUGAGUCUUGUUCUAGUGGUGGACGUGCCUACCGCAUGCUUCCCAAGAGGGAAAGAGGGGUCGGUGAUUCACCCAAGAAGAGUCCAAAGAUGGGUGAAAAACGCCAUGCUCAAGCUUCAUCUCCAGUUCUUACUACUAAACAUAGAAAACACUUGGAAAUGGAACAAUACAGUAGCAUAUCUGAUGCUGAGAUGGCUCAGGAAGAAAAAACAGAAUCGCAGGGUGAAAUGGAAGAAGAAUGGCAUCUUCAUCUUUCUGCUUCUGAAAACACCCAGUCUUUCGCCUUUUCCUCUCAAGAAGGGUCACCUGAAAACAUAAGUACAGGCUCUUUGGAUAAAAUAUCAACAUCCAUCCAAAAAGAACACCAGACUGGCUCAUCUUUCUCACUUUCAAAAGAAACUGUGAAGACUUCACCAAUUUUGGAUGAAACUGAGCCAGUUACAUUACCUUUAAAAGAUACUGAAGAAGCCAAAGUGUUAUCACAACAAACUGAAAAAUCAAGGUUAUCACAAGAGACAAAGGAAGCCACACCACUAUCUCAAAUAAUUGAGCCUACAGAAGGGAUUGAAGAAACAUCCCCUUGUUCAGAAGGUGUUUUACUUCCUAGAACAGAAACAUUUCAAUCUAGACCUCAAUUUUCUUUUGAGAUUCCAGCUAGACUGAGAGAUGUGGAAAAGGAGCAGAUGGACAAACAGUUAUCACCACAAAAGUCCACAAUAUUUACUAAAAUCAAGGAGCUAAAAUCAGCUGUUGUGGAGGACACUCAACCUCUUGCAGGUUCUGAAGGCUCGUGGUCAGGCCAGCCAAUAAGCAACCCAUCUAGAAAGGAUGAAGAUUCAGAACUUCCCUCUACUCCUAAAAUUUCACAAGGUAAUGAUAGUCUUGAUGAAGGAGCAUUAGUUGUGUGUUAUAAGCCAACAAAAGAUCCAGAAUUAGAGCUAUCAGGAGAAUUGGAAAAAAGUGAUGACUGUCAACUGACACAUUUCAGGCAAGUUAAAGGAAGAAGAUCACCAGUAAUAUCCCAAACACAAGAUCAGGAAGUAAUGACAGUUGAACAGACAAUGAAAGGGGAUAUUUCUGUUUCGUAUGAGAUGAAAGACAAGAUGUCUUCACGAGGUGAUAAGGAAAAGGGCAAAAAAGUCCUAAAAAGACCCACACAGAAGCAUCAGCAUAUAGAAGUAAGUGAUGUGGAGCCUGUUGUCAAACAAAAGAAACAAACAUCAGAGCCAGAGCAAGAAAAACUGUCAAGUCAGCUACCCAAGAAGCAACCUCUGGCAGGUGAGACAGAGAGGAGUGUACUAUCACCAUCCCUUUCAACACAAGAAAAAGGAGUUCAAGUUGAAAUAACAUCUUCAGAACCUGUUUCCCAAGUUUCAGAUUCUCCUAGAAGAAUAGAAACCAGUGCUGUUCAGGAUCCUGCAACCAAAGAUAAGGAAAAAACCAAUGAAACUCCCAAGAAAGAAGAAUCAACAUCUUUGUUAAUACGUGUCACUGUGCGGAAGAUUGUCACAAAGGAGUUUAUGUACAAUGGUAAAGUUGUGAAAAAGACUGUUGAUGAGGAAGAAGAAGAACCCAUUGUUCAGGAGAUACCAGAAGAACAUAUCUCUCCUACUGGCUCCACAUCUUCUUCAUCUAGAGUGACCUAUGUUUCUCAUCGUAGUUCUAUUACAUCAGGAGAGUUAGGUGACAUUAGUUCCUUGGGAACUACCACAUCUAGUGGUGUAACUUCUUCUCUGGCUUCUAGCUCAACCAGCAGGUCUUCAGAACACACUACAGCCUCCCAGCGAUCUCAGUUAAGCAAGACAUCUUCAACUUCAAGUUUAGACAAAGUAUCUUUGAUUAGAACAACUACGCGUAGUUCCGAUCCAGGAAAUAUUCCCCAUAGCGAACAGGAUCCAGACACUAGUCAAGAAGAUAUGUUUCUCCGACCACAGUUUGCUCUCAGUAGAAGGCCUGUUCAAGAUAAAUCAGGAGGACAUCAAGAACAUUCUGAUAUAUCUGACUUGUCUCUACCUUUAGCUGAGUCAACUCGUGUGACUAGAAGUUUGGCUAUUUCAGAUUUUUCAACAGGUCAGUCACAAAGUUUAGCUGAGUCAGAUAAGGGAACUUUUCCACAGACUCCCAAGCAAAGAAAAAAUGCUCGUAGUAGAAAAGAUGCUGGGAAAAAACAGGAAAAACUCGCUGAAGCAUCUUUUAAUGAACAAAAAACUGCAGAAGAUCUGCAAAGUAUUGAGGAAUCUGGGCAUAAGUCCAGUGAAACAUCAGGAUCAAGCCCAGAAAUCCCAUUGGUGCAUCUUGUUAGAACAAAAGAAGUUCAGGAGAAAAGCACAACUGAAGAGAGUAUACAAAGCUUUGGGGUUCUUCCAGGAAAGCGAGUAAUGGCUAAGUGGAGAGAUGGCUACUAUUAUCCUGGAACAGUGAAAAAACCCGAAUCCAAUGGAAGAUGGUCAGUUCAGUUUGAUGAUGGAGAUACAAGAGCUAUUCGAGAGUGUGACCUAUUAGUGAUGGCUCUACUUCAUGAGGGAUUGAGUGUUCUUGCUUUGUCAGAAGAUGAUUACUAUGACCCUGGAAUAGUAAGAGGACAUUACCGAGAAGGAAAUGAAGUUGGUUAUGUUGUAGAAAGAGAUGACAGAGUUACAAAGAGAUAUCCACGUGCAUCAGUAAUCCUGUCAGCUGAUCAGGCUGCUGCUGUUGUGUCUCCGAUGUUCCAUUCACCAGCUCCUACAGCAGCAGUCAGCUUAGACAACAUUGUGGAAGGAAGACGACGACGUACUCCAUCUUCAUCUGGCACUUCUCCAGGUGGAACAAAGUUACCAGAGGGCAAAAGAAAACGAUGUAAAAAUCUUGAUCCCAACCUUCAAAGUACUGCUACUGAUACAGCAGAGGAUAGUUUUUCUGAAGCACUGGCUAAACAGUCACCAAUAUUCAAAAAGAUAUCUGGAAAAUCUCCAGCUCGAUCUAGCCCUCAUAGCAGGAAAGCUAAAAGUACUGGGUCUACACCUUCUGGAAGAAAUAUAAGAAAAGGAACACCUCUUGCUAAGCAAGACAAAUCUAGUGAGACUUCUGAAACUGAAAUAACUCCAUUUAGUCAUACCCCACAACAAAGAAGACCUAGAUCUCAUUAUGGAGAGGAAAGUCAGAGGGAAGCAACAUCUCAUUCAAUAACUGAGUCACAGUUACCAGUACUGUCCAGUGAAAGAUCAGAUCUUGUGACACAAUAUGGUCCCAUACCUUCAGCUGGUAGUACAUUAUUUCAUAGUUUGGGGUUUAUUUUGAGUUGUGCUGACCGAACAUCAGGUACCAAGAAAGACUCAAAUAAACCUUUUCAGGAGAAUUUUUCUUCUACUGAAGACUCCAGUGCCACAGAAGAUCUUAGUAGUGAGGACAAGAGUUCUGUGCCUUUCAACAAGAAAUAUCUGAAAGAACAAUUAGAAGCUGGGGGAGGAAUCAUUUUAGAGAACUUUCAAGACACUCAAAAAACAUCAGCCAAAGAAGUGUUUUUGCUAUCCGACACUUAUUUACGUACAAUCAAAUACGUUCAGUGUUUGUCUGCUGCCAUACCAUGUAUUUCUCACAUAUGGGUGAUAGACUGUUGCAGAAUGAAUAAACUUCUUCCAUACAAGUCUUAUUUGCAUCCUGCAGGAUAUAGUAUUGUAACGAAUUCCCUUAUUGAGUGGCAUUCCAAAAGUACUGUGUUGAAGGGUCUUCAUGUCCUAAUCGUAUCUAAGAAUGAAGAUUUCGUUAGCACAUGGGCACCUGUGCUUUUGGCUGCUAGAGCAGAGAUGGUACGUCGGCUGCCUCGACAAGAACAGUCCGGUGAGAGUGGAGUUGAGGAAAAAAGAACAGCACAGCGUUCGGGUCCUUACAGUGUUGACAUUGUUCUGUCCGAUCCAUCCUGCCCUCAAGACGUGUUAAAACGAGCACAACAACUUUCUAUACCAGUGUUAUCUAGCGAAUGGAUUAUUCAGUGCCUUAUUAAUGGACAACGGCUUCCAUUUAAUGCCCACUCAAAGUUUAAGUAUGACUAUAAGGACUGAAAUAAGGCAGUUUUUAAAUGUCUGUAAGAUGUACAGUGUGUUAUUGUGUAGAUCACUGUUAUUUGUGUGUUUGAUUGGCAGUUUGCUUGCUUGUUAUACUUUUUGUUUUCUCUGAGCAACAUUGGUUUUAUACCAAGUUUUUAGACUGUAUAUAUACUUAUGUAUAGAUACUAGCCUUUUAACCAUGUACAUGUGAACGACAAUGAUUUAUUACUUGUUUACAAAUAUAUUGUUGCAUUUUAGAUCUUCACCACAAUAGAUUUUACUUAAAAAAGAUCUUAAUGAGAAUGGAUUUUUGUGUUUAAUAGUGAAGUUAAUAAAUUUUGUUAUUGGUUGUUUUUUUUCCUCCUUUUCUUAAAAAGUAUUUUUAUCAAUGUGCAAUAGGUUAGUUAGAAGUUUAGUAGAAUAUUUAUAACUUUUCUUUCACACAGUUUUAACUGCUAUAGCUGCCAAUAAUUCUGUGAAGAAUGUAUUAAAUGUGAGCUUUAAAACUUCACAAAGAUUCUAAGAAUUCACAUUUUUGCUGCAAGUAGUUUCAAGUUAUUAUCAGUUGAUGUUUAGUAAAUUUCACAAUAUGGAGCAUAAAGAAAAAUCACAUCUUUGUACUUUUGUCAGUUGAAAUUAUUACUUCAGAAUUAGUUUUUUUUCCCUCAUCUUUUACUUUCUUUAUACAGUUUAUGUUGUUCAAAUUACUGGUAUUUUUUCACCUUUUAUUUUGCAGUAUAGAAACAGAUGCUAAUUGUUAUUAUUGUAGAAUUUGAUCACGUGUUAGUUAAUGCUGAAAUGUAAGCAAGAAAAGAAUAUCACUCUAAUUUGCAUGAUUAUAAUAACUGAAGUAACGUUAAAAAUAUUACUUUAACUUCUUUUUGUCACCGCAGAAUCAUGAGUUAAUGGCUUUUCAUUUUUUGAAACAGAAAAUUUUGUAUAGACGACUGAUUUUAAACACCAUUAUUGUUUCAUAAACUAAAAAUUAAUUAUUGGUAAUAGUGUGACAGAUGUGCAUGAGAUAAAUAAUUACAGUAUGCCAAUACUGAUGUGACACAAAGUUAACUUGUUUGUGAAAGAAGAUAUAUAAAUUAGCAUGAAAACUUGAGUAAAUCUGUAGUAUAUUGUAGGUGUUAAAAGUUUCUCAAAAGCAGUUACAGUGUUUGACAUUACCUUAAUUGUAAACGUUUUAAUAAAUAUCUGUAUGCUGUUGUCCUUUUUAUCAAGUCAACUUAUAUAUACAUACAUAUGUAAGAUGAUAUAGAAUUUUUGUUUUUAAAACAGUAGUACAAGCAAAUUUUGAUUGAUUACGAUGUUGUUUUUUGAACAUUCACGUAUUUUCUCAGACUGUUUUUUAUGUGAAAGAAUAAGAUCAUAAAAUGUACAAAAUUUGCAGUAAA